This is a messenger RNA of Ficedula albicollis (Collared flycatcher), 3409 nucleotides long. RefSeq names its product transmembrane protein 11 (gene TMEM11). Gene Ontology annotation, biological process: inner mitochondrial membrane organization. The record is from RefSeq and is a predicted model, not a curated record. Gene Ontology annotation, cellular component: mitochondrial inner membrane. NCBI's taxonomy places the organism in Eukaryota, Metazoa, Chordata, Aves, Passeriformes, Muscicapidae. The transcript has 3 exons.
AUGUCUGAAAAGCUCAUUGCCCUAAAGAAGCCUCUGGCAUACAUGGAAUUAAAGUGGAUUUUUAUUUUUCUUUCAACCAAUGAACAGGCCAAGGGGGAAAUGCACUGCAAGGAACUCAAUAACUACAUUCACAAGUAUGUCAGAAAUAUUCAUUUCUGCUUAGAAGGGAGGAUUUUGCCUUGUUCUGAUGGAUAGGUUUUUACCCUUUCUCAGAGCAGGGUGACCUUGUCCUCCACGGACUGUUACAUUGUGCACGAGAUCUACAACGGGGAGAACGCUCAGGACCAGUUUGAGUACGAGCUGGAGCAGGCGCUGGAGGCGCAGUACAAGUACAUCGUGAUCGAGCCCACGCGCAUCGGGGACGAGACGGCGCGCUGGAUCACCGUGGGGAACUGCCUGCACAAAACGGCCGUGCUGGCGGGCACCACCUGCCUCUUCACCCCCCUGGCACUGCCAGUAGAUUAUUCUCACUACAUCUCCCUGCCCGCUGGAGUGCUGAGCGUGGCCUGCUGCACCCUCUACGGGAUCUCCUGGCAGUUCGAUCCCUGCUGCAAGUACCAGGUGGAGUACGACGCCUAUAAACUCUCGCGCCUGCCCCUGCAUACGCUCACCUCGUCCACUCCCGUGGUGCUGGUGAGGAAGGACGACCUGCACAGAAAGAGACUGCACAACACGAUAGCACUCGCUGCCCUGGUGUACUGUGUAAAGAAGAUCUAUGAACUCUAUGCUGUAUGACUUCAGCAGGGAAGAGAGAAACCCACAAAGACAAGUGUAUUAAGACUCCCACAGUAACAUUUUUGUUUUUCCUCUUUGAGAAGCGGUGGAGACUGGGAAGGAUUUGGUUUCAUAGAGCUGUUAUUUUUCAAAUAACACAUCACUGGUGCACCAAGGUUUUUCAGUUCUUCGUUACACUUGAGACGUGGAUGUGUGGUGACUUGAGAUCCGUAUGUUAGGCCAGGGGAGUCCAAUCCAGCAGCAGAAUGUCAGUGAAAGAAAGCAAUAGAAAGAAGGGGUGUGAGAGCUGCUUUUUUUUCUUUUUUUUUUUCCUUUUUUUUUGGGAAACAUUUAAGUAUAUUGUUUAAUUGUAUUACACAGAACCAGCCAGAAGUUAUCAUUGACCAUUAAAGGAUGAGAAUUUGAAAUGCUCAAGCUCUCUUGUCACUGUUAUCAUAGUGAUAUCACUUUAAGUGUCCAGGUACAAACACAUUCUGCUCAGUUCUUGUACUACUGCUUAGUUCUUCCUCAGGUGGACACAUCUCCUCUGAAAUGCGUGGAGCCACAUGCAGGGCUGGGGGCUGCCAGGGUGGAAGCCUCUCUGUGCUACCUUUGUGCUGUGCCCUGACCACACAAUUCCACUGCUUUUGUCUGGAACACAGGAGACGUCUGCUCCUGCUGCAAGGCAUCCACGUGACUGCAUCUUGUAACUGUGUUACCUGAAAUUUUAGAAUUCAGUCCUGUGCAUUAAUUCAUUUUUUAGUUCUAAACUGAAAAUCUUGUUCUUAGAAUGGGAAGUAUUUACUCUUCUGUGAGAUCUGCCAGUUAUUUUUAAAAGAUAGGGGUUUGCUGUCUGUAAUCUCCUCCCACCACAUGGAGAAUAGGUGUGGCUGGCGUUGGCAGGGCCAGCUUGGCACAGCUCCAGGUGUUACAUUUGGAAUGGGAGAGCAAAGACCUGCAGUGAGAGCUGCCUGUGCACUGUGUGCUCCCUGCCCCAGUGGGAGCUGCAGCCUGACCUUCACAGCUGAAACACCGACCUUGGAAGGGGUCAGAUCCCAAAUUCUGCCUCUCUGUCUUUAUGUCUCCAAAUUGCCACAGCAGGUACCAAGGACUCCCCCUGUCCUCACCUCCUUGGGCUGUUCUGACCACAGUUCUGACUUGUGCUUCUCUGCUGGGGCAGUUUUCUGUGAGCAGGGCAUGCAGCCCAUUGUGUGUGUGCUGGGCAAACUAGGUUUGCUGGGUGUUCCCAGCCCUUAGCACCAGCACAGGCAGCUGUACUGAGUGGGCUGGAGGAGCUCCAGUGGCAGUGAGACACUUCCGAGUGGCAGCAGCCCUUUGUACAGUGGCUGAGCUCUUACCCUCCAAGGUUAAAAGAAGCUGGGAUCCAGAGUGUCUAUUUAUAGCAACAAUGUACAGUUGCCUUGGCAGAGCAGAGAAAUGCAACUACUUCAUCUUUCAGUGGUCUGGGCAGGCUGCCUUUCCACCCUGACAUGUUUCCAGAGUCGCUGCUGGAUGGAUUUGAAGCCAGUGGCACAUCUGCCACAGCUAAUACAGCUUAUUGCUACAGAAGGCCCUGAAAUACUGUUUUGCUGGCCACACCAAAGGCAUUCCUGGUCUUUUUUCACUCUAGAUCCUUUCCUGCACCAAACUUCUGGGGUCCUGGUACUUUUUCAUGUUAAGCUUCCCCUGGUCUGGAAUGAUCACUAUGGCAGGUUCCUUAAAUGCAUGGCUGGCAUCAGAGAUUUGAGAUAAAAAUUAGCAAGUUUCCUGGGGUCUCUUAUUGGAGGAGAAAAGGUGAAAAGUCAGCUGUCACUGGGUAUAUCUGAUUGAAAAACACAGCUGUUACUCCAUUCUGAGGUGGAGGGGCAGAGGGGCUUGUUUUCCAAGGAAUCUCAGUGAUAAUGUAGCUAAAAUGCUUUCUAACGUUCUGGUUAUUAGUCAGGCAGGGCUGUAACUGUGCAAGAAUGAGAAGGGUCUUGAGGGGUGUUUUAGUGCACGGUGAAAUAGAAAAAGAACUUCCAGAAAUUCUCAUCCGUGUGCAGUGGUGCUGUAUCUGCUGUCCCCAGUGCCAGCAGCUCAGUGGAAUCAACAGUGGCUGGGGACAAACCUCCCUUCAGAAGCCCCCAUACUUUGCUGCCCAUUGUGGACGUGCUCUGGAGUGUGAGCAUUCCCCUCAUCACAGGGAAUUUACUUCCAAAGGGAAUGAGUGCACUCUCAGCAACCUCUGCCUUGGAGCUGUAGUUCCCACAGUAACUACAGCAACUUCCCACACACAAUUUUUCCCUCAGGCCUGAUGUGUUUCACUCUCAGUGCCAUGGAUGGGAACACAGAAAUGCAAAGCAGCCCCUUGGUCCUUCCUGGGUAGUCAUGACCUGAAACACCAGAACACGGAGCAGCUGAACAAGCCUGGCAGGAGCACACAUUUCACCAAGAAACUGAGGAUGUGAGCACGGGAAGCACAAAAGGAAAAGCACAACUAACACCAACACUCCCCUUGUGGAGAGGCAGAGAAGGUAAUGCCUUGCUUGCCUAUCUUAACAGGAAAAAAGGUGUCUACGCACCUGAAAGCUUCAACUUGUCAAUCCAACCCCAGGCCUUUCUGUGGCACAGCUGCAGCCUCAGCCACAGCGAGGGUGGCACAGGAUGGAUGUCCUGACAGGAGCAGCAUUGACAUCAUUAAACACAUCCUGGUUCU